AUGUACCAUGACUGCACUCGGCCAAUUGUCCAUCGAGACCUAUGGUGCAAUAACGUUCUGUUGAAUUCAGAAUUUGAGGCCUGUGUCCCUGACUUCGGCACUGCCAGAUUGUUGAUGCCUGAUUCGUCCAAUUGGACCACGCUCGCAGGCAUUUAUGGAUACAUCGCUCCAGAAUUUCUUUCUUCCAAUGCCUUUACAACAGCACCAGCAUCCACACUUGGAGAAGCAGAGGCUCUCAUGGAAUGGAAAGCCACCCUCUUGUCACCACAAGCUCUCCAUUCAUGGUCACUUCCAUCUGCUAAUGCUAGUGCCAACACAAUCUCUCCGUGCAAAUGGUAUGGGAUCUCCUGCAACGGCCUUGGAAGCGUAAUAGAGAUAAGCUUACCCAGUGCAGGCGUACAAGGUAAGCUUCAUAACUUGAGUUUCUCGUCAUUUCCAAACCUCCUCCGUCUCAAUCUCAGUGACAACACACUCACUGGAACCAUCCCAGCUGAUAUCGGCACUCUUUCCAGACUCGUCUCCCUCAAUAUCUCUAUGAAUAAUCUCUCUGGAGUUCUACCUCUUUCAAUUGCUAACCUUUCUCACCUUUCAGAGCUCGACAUCUGGUCUAAUGAAAUAACUGGGCCUAUUCCUCCAUCUUUAGGAAAUCUCAAGAAUUUGUUUGAGUUGGCAUUGUCACAAAACAAUCUGACGGGUCCAAUCCCUCCUGCUUUAGAAGUUGGGAAUUUAAUGAAUCUGAACCAUCUUGAGCUGUCAGACAACCUUCUAACAGGUUCUAUUCCUUCCACUUUAGGGAACUUGACAAAACUGAUGAACCUCCAACUCCAAAGAAAUCAAAUUUCUGGUUCAAUUCCUCUAGAAAUUGGGAAUUUAGUAAAUCCCAAUGGGCUUGAGCUUGCUAGUAACCUUCUAACAGGUUCUAUCCCUUCCUCUUUAGGAAACUUUACCAAGCUUGAACGCUUCUCUGCAUUUGACAACCAUUUAAAUGGUGAGAUCCCAAAAAGCUUUAGAAAUUGCACUAGGUUAACUAGAGUUCGACUGGAGGGAAACCAGCUCAUUGCAAAUGUAUCAGAAGUCUUUGGUGUAUACCAGCAUCUCUAUUUCAUGGAUGUCAGCAACAACAGGUUGUUUGAUUGGGCAGUUGAAGCAGCUAGAGUACUUGGUCUUUCUUCAAACCUUCUAGAAGAAGAGAUUCCAAAGGAAUUUGAGAGGCUAACUUCUUUGUUCAAUUUGAGUUUAAAUGAUAACCAACUUUCUGGUCAGGUACUGAAAGAGAUUGGAAAACUCUCCAAUUUGGAGGUUCUUGACUUGUCAAUGAAUCACCUAAGUGGUCCAAUACCACCUCAAUUAGGGGAUUGCUCCAAACUCCGAUAUCUCAAAUUGAGCGAAAACGAUUUGAAUGGAAGCAUUCCAUUGCAAAUUGGUAACCUGGUAUACUUACAGGAUUUACUAGAUCUCAGUCAUAACUCGCUCAAUGGAGAGAUAUCACCACAACUUGGGAAAUUGCAUGUGCUGGAAAAGUUAAACCUCUCCCACAACAUGUUGUCGGGCUCCAUUCCACCUUCUUUUGAAGCAAUGUUCAGCUUGCAAUCUAUUGAUUUUUCAUACAAUGCUUUGGAAGGUCCUCUUCCCAACAGCAAAAACUUUCAGAAGGCUCCUGCAAUGGCAUUCAUAAAAAACAAAGGUUUAUGUGGUGAAGUGCAAGGUUUGAGACCCUGCAACGCCCCUUCAAUAAGGCAUGGUGAUGCAAGGAAAGGCCGCCAAGUUGUCAUCUUCAUUGUUCUUCCUCUCUUGGCAGCCUUGUUUCUUUUAUUUAUAGUCGUCGGUGUUUCUUCCAUUUAUUCCCAAAGACGAAGAAAUAAAGAGAAGGUGGUUCUUGAAAGGAGUAGCAGAAAUCCAUUUUCAAUAUGGAAUUAUGAUGGGAUUGAUGCAUUUGAACAGAUCGUGGAAGUGACAGAGGGUUUCGAUGACAAAUACUGCAUCGGAAUUGGAGGGUAUGGAAAAGUUUACAAAGCAAAUCUACCAUCAGGCCAAGUAGUAGCUGUGAAAAAACUUCACCCACUCGAAGGUGGGGAUCAAUCCGAUCAAAGAAGUUUUAGAAAUGAGAUUUGAGCAUUAAUAGAAAUCCGCCAUCGCAACAUUGUGAAGCUUUAUGGUUUUUGUUCCCAUGCUCAAUUCUCAUUUCUAGUCUAUGAGUACAUGGAAAGGGGAAGCUUGGCUGGCAUCCUAAACAACGACAGAGAAGCUGCAGAGUUUGACUGAACUCUAAGGGCGAAGGUUAUUAAAGGUGUGGCCCAUGCAUUAUCUUACAUGCACCAUGAUUGCACCCAACCAAUUGUCCAUCGAGACCUAUCAAGCAACAACGUUCUGCUGAAUUCGGAACUUGAGGCCUGUGUUUCUGACUUUGGCACUGCAAGAUUGUUGAUACCUGAUUCGUCCAAUUGGACUAUGCUCGCCGGCACUUACGGAUACAUCGCUCCAGGUUAGCUGUUAAUUCAUUCUCCACACUAUAAAAGUUUUAUUAGCAAUUGGUCUUUAUUUUUUCUUAAGCUUUCCCUUUUAUUUUAUUUUAUUUUUUGUUGGCAAUUACAUACUAAGGAUUGUGCAUAAGUUAACAUACGGUUGU
This is a messenger RNA of Magnolia sinica, 2626 nucleotides long. Its product is annotated as probable leucine-rich repeat receptor-like protein kinase At1g35710. The record is from RefSeq and is a predicted model, not a curated record. Gene Ontology annotation, biological process: protein phosphorylation. Gene Ontology annotation, molecular function: protein binding; protein kinase activity; ATP binding. Lineage: Eukaryota; Viridiplantae; Streptophyta; Magnoliopsida; Magnoliales; Magnoliaceae. The transcript is spliced from 5 exons. Bases 1 to 2112 code for a protein of 703 amino acids.